Thamnophis sirtalis is the source of this 2323-nucleotide messenger RNA. NCBI's taxonomy places the organism in Eukaryota, Metazoa, Chordata, Lepidosauria, Squamata, Natricidae. The record is from RefSeq and is a predicted model, not a curated record.
AUGGGUGAACUUAUUCUCCUUGGAGACAAUCGUGUUCCAGAGACCCUUCUGAGAUGUAGCUUUUCUUAUUUUGCAGGUGGCAGGUACAUUGUGAUGGGUCACCUCUAUCACCGAAGAAGGCAACUGCCUUCGCUUCUGCAAGGGCUGGUGAGAGGCCGUCUGCGGCCGGGAGACGGACUCCUUUGCAGAGGCAACAGCUACAUGAAGAGGUUCAACAGAAGGCGGGAUCAAAAGGUGCAAGGGGCAGCUCGGUCCAAGUGUGGAUGAGAAGGCAACUCUGCCAUCACUUUCUCUGGCUCUGAAAGCAGUUUUGGAGUGACAGGUGGUAAAAAAUGUUCUCUGGUUUUGCUACAGGCCGAUAACACUUUUGGUCUGAAAAAUCGCUUGCUUUUGCUGUUAAAAGAAGGAACUGGAGCCUGCUGCAGUCUCUUUAAUUUUAUCACCCAGUUAUCAAGGCAUGAUAUUUACUCCCUGUAAUUAAUCUCUAUUAACUGAUCUGCUUGGUCAGAUCGAAGUCAACCAGCUAUCCAGGUACCUUUAGAGAUUAUCUUCUACAUACUUUCUUCAGUGUUGUCACAUGAAAAGAUAUACUUAAAUAUUUACAAAAUGUGAGGUGUGUACUCACUUCUGUGAUAUACUGUACUUCAUGAUUAUUAGCUCCUAGCCAAUAAUUCUAUUCCACAACAUCAAUACAGGUGGUCCUUGUCAUAUGACUGUAAUUGACCUUAGGGAUUACAGUUGUACGCCAUGACAGUCAUGAGUCAUCAGGUGACUCAUUUUUACCUUGUUUUGGAACGGUUAUUAAGCAAAUGCCACAGUCCUUAUGCGAAGUGAUUUGUCUACUUUGGGACCUUUUUCGUUGGAAACCAGAAGUAAAUGCCGAUUUCUGGCAAAAGUGUCAUAAAUCACGGUCACAUGACCACAAGGCACUGCACAUAGCCGUCAAUGUGGGCUGGUUGCUGAGCACACAAAACACAGACGUGAUUGAGAGUGUGGAGCGGAUGUUGGAACUUUGAAACCAGGUUGCAAGUCCCUCUGUUUUUUUUGUUUUUGUUUUUUUUUGGUUCAGAGACUACUUAGAAUUAUAAUUUUGUUAAAUGGGUUAAAUUUGCAGAACAUCUUCAGCCACAAAAAAUAAUUAAUACAAUACAAUAGCAGAGUUGGAAGGGACCUUGGAGGUCUUCUAGUCCAACCCCCUGCCUAGGCAGGAAACCCUAUACCGUUUCAGACAAAUGUUCAUGGGUGCAUCAUCACUUCAAACUGCCACUAAGUCAAGUAUUAUCUGUAGUUCUGCAUUCAUUUCUAAAGUUCAAAUUGUGACUUUCACAACUGUAAAAAAAAGUGAUAUAAACUAAAUAUAUAAAGUGUUAUCAAAUAGUUGGUCAGUUUUAUUAAUGAGUUCAUAAAUGGUAUUGCUAAUGUAGAAAUAAAGCAUUCAAACAUUUUGAGAUAUAUUUAUAUAAGUGAUGUGAAUUCAAAUGCGAACGCUAUAUGACAGGAAUAUGGCAGCGAUGUAAAAGAAAGUGUUAAUACUGCUAGAAAUAAUUACAACAUUGUAUCAGAAUUGUAAAAUCUAGGAGGGGGAAAAUGAAUGGGUUGGAAAAAUGCAGACACCAAUGACAAUAAGCAAGUAAAUUUUGGGCUGGAAUAAUUUAGCAUGAACGUACUUUGUUUAAUAAUCUAAAGAUAGAGUCAUCAGCAUUCUCUGUCACUAUAACAUUUUUUACCCAGCCAGCUGAGACUGGAAUCAUUUAGGAGCUUUUAACACAGUAUGAACAAAACCUUGAUAAAUGCCUCUUCACUUCAGAUAUCAGAAUUUCAAACAGGUUCAUAUAUUUCUAAGAAGCAGAAGCAGGAAAUAUUAAGUAUUAAAUAUUAAAUAUUAAGUCCAUGUGGUGUUAUGUCAGCCCUGAAACUUUCCCAAGGUGUCUUCAAUGAAAGCUCUUUAUUAUCACAAAUAAGAUUUCCUGGCAGCAGUCUGUAAGUGGGAGGAAGAGGGGAAGUAGCUUGUGUCCAAUUUAUCUUUGCAUUCAUUUCCUUAUUUUGCAUUCUGUAUGUAACAGAUACAUCUACUGUAGGUAUGUGUCUGUGUGAUGCUAGAGUCUUCCAUUACAAGAUUUUCUUUGAAGAAGGAAAUGUACAGCAUCAGUUUUGAAAAUAGUGUAGUUGUAACAAAUGAUACCUCUAUUAAAUUACCCUAACAAACAAUGUAUGAAGUUUUAAAAACUAUUGGAUGUCAAUCACAUGAAAGCUUUGAUUCACAGGUUUCACUUGCAUGUCAUUUUGUUCUUGUCUAGAAUUAAAAUCGCCUCUUUAAUGUGAU